Bipolaris maydis ATCC 48331 is the source of this 1482-nucleotide messenger RNA. RefSeq lists its product as uncharacterized. NCBI's taxonomy places the organism in Eukaryota, Fungi, Ascomycota, Dothideomycetes, Pleosporales, Pleosporaceae. The record is from RefSeq and is a predicted model, not a curated record. Gene Ontology annotation, molecular function: oxidoreductase activity.
GUACCAACACAUUACUUGUGACUUACAUUUCGUGCGAAAAGAAACUUCAUUUUAGUUGUUGAAGACGCCUUGAAAAAGAACAGUGUCUGUGGAUUGACCGAUUAGAAAACACGACUGUUACGAAUAUGUCACCAGGCCGUUUAGCACACGAGUCGACCUUCGAGGUGAAAGAGAUGAAGAAGACUGCAAAUGAGAAACACAAUUUUGGUGCAAUAGUUGAAGACCUUGAUAUUGAAAACAUAAGUGACGCCGAUGUGAAAGCGUUGUCCGACGCCAUCUGGACAUACAAGCUUGUCGUUGUAAAGGGUCAGAAGAACCUUUCACCUAUCAAACAGUGGGAGCUUGUUACUCGAUUCGACCCCAAAGCUCCUCAGAUUCAUUCUCAUGGCGACGUAAAAACGUUCAGCAAACAGGGCGGGCUGCUGUCGAAAGGAAGAGAUGUCUUGGGUAUACCAGGUGCGGAGAAUGUCCGUUUAAUCGGCAAGGGCUAUCAGGGAGAAGAUCAUUAUGGACUCAAAGAUGUCACACUCAAGAAGGGCAUUCUUCACGCAUGGCACAAUACCACUCCGACAAACGAAGAAUAUGAAUCUGGUCAUACCCGCUUCCAACGCUGGCACAUCGAUGCACCCCUCUACGCCCGCGACCCAGCCUGGUUCACAACGCUCCGUUGCAUCAAACGGCCCACGGCCCCGACCCUAACCAUCCACUGGGACGACGGCAGCGGCCAAACCAUGGAAACAGAACCUGGUCUCACCGCCUUCAUAAGCAACGUACAAACCUACUCCAUGAUGACCGAAGAAGAAAAGAACCUCGCAGACCACUCCUGGGUUGAAUACGCCCCGCACCCCUACCAAUGGAUGAGCGACUGCAAAGGCCACCCCAACGGCCUCGGCGUCGUUAGUCAAGGCAAAGAGAAACCCCUCGCAGACCUCCCCCCUUACGACGAAAAACACAUAAAACACUACCCAAUGGUCUGGAUCAACCCCGUCACUCACGAACGCGCCUUCAUGGUCCACGGCAUCUGCGUGCGCCGCGCCUUUUUCCGCUCCAGCCCGCACCAAGAACCGACUGUAGUUGACGAUGUCGCUGCGAUACGCGACUGGCUAAGACCCAUACAAGAGCGCGUGUUGAAGCCCGAUUUUGUAUUGUUGCCCAGACUAGAGGAGGGGGACGUGGUUAUGUGGGCGAAUUAUCAGCUUUUUCAUUCGGCUGUGGAUUAUCCGGAUCAGUGGGGGGUUAGGAGUAUGCAUCAGGCUAAUAUUGGGGCCUGUGAGGGGCCAGUUGGGCCAGUGCCGAUUCCUGGUGUUGCGUGAUGGGCAUGUGGUUUAUAUGGCGGGUGAUCGAUGUUUUUAGAUGCGGUUCAGUGUGCUAGAUGUAGGAGCAAUGGUUUACAUCAAGGCUUUCUCCGACAAUCUACCUGGUUUUCAUCUCGACGCUGAUAGGAAGCAAACAACUCAUGAAUAUAUAAGGGCUGAUUCGGAA